Molecule: messenger RNA, 1870 nt
Organism: Cynara cardunculus var. scolymus (artichoke)
Lineage: Eukaryota; Viridiplantae; Streptophyta; Magnoliopsida; Asterales; Asteraceae
Product: BTB/POZ domain-containing protein At5g41330-like
Exons: 1
Coding region: 188-1606 (472 amino acids)
Biological process (GO): protein homooligomerization
Molecular function (GO): protein binding
Source: RefSeq, a predicted model, not a curated record
GCUCUGUUUCAGCCGUUUCCUACUAUCCCUUUAUUCUUCCUCUUACGCAAACAAAACCAAACCAACUUCAAACCCUAGAUCACCAAAUACCUCUGUUGACCACCAUUAAAGCGGCCUUCCAGAACCAUUCUUUCCUUUCAGAACCUGUAUCUUUUCUCAUAAAAUUUCUGCAAUUCUUGGCAAAAAGAUGACACUUUUUUUACAAUCAAAGUCUCUCUCAAAUGGGGUUUCCAAGAAUCCUCACGAUUUCAUCAAACCAAACGUUGUAACCAUUGAUGUGGGUGGUCAACUCUUUCAAACCACCAAACAAACCCUAACCCUAGCUGGUUCCAAUACCCUUUUCUCUAAUCUCUUCAAUUCUUCCCAACAAAACAACUCCAUCCCAUUUAUCGACAGAGACCCAGAAUUGUUUUCGAUUCUCUUAUCUCUUCUACGGACUGGAAAUCUGCCAUCGAAAGCCAAAAGCUUUGAAAUUCAAGAUAUCGUUUUUGAAGCGAAGUUUUAUGGGGUUGAAGAUCUUCUUGUUCAAUCUCAAUCAAACCCAUCUCAAUUUGAAGCUUUUGAUCUUGAAAAAUCAAUGAUUUUGCCUCUUAGUGGCAGAGAUUCACCUUCUGCCAUCGCUACAACACCAUUUGGGUCAGUUCAUGUCUCGCAUGGCAGCAAAAUCACGUCUUUUGAUUGGUCUUUGCAAAGAAAGUCAACCAUUUUGACCCAAUUCACAGCUGUUGAUUCUUUAUUAGCUUUAUCAUCAAAUGUAGUUGCAGCUGGUGCCACUGAUUUCUCUGGGUUGCAAAUCAUUGAUCUUGAAAUGGGUUUUGUUAAAAAGACUUUAAAUUGGGAAAACGUGACGAAAUCUGGUUCGACUGUUCAAGCAAUUGGGACUUCCCCUGAGCUUUUGUUCACUAGUUUCGAAUCAAGUCGUAGGAAUUCGAACUCGAUCUUGGUCUAUGAUCUCAAUGACAGCUUUAAAGUCGUAUCCGAAAUCGGGCAUAAUGAAAUCUUUGGUGCUGAUCUUGAUUCAGCGAUUCCAUCCACAAAAUUGAAUUGGGUUUCAAGUCUUAAUCUGUUAAUGGCUUCUGGGUCUCAUAGUGGACCAUCUGGGAUUUCUGGAAACAUCAAGUUUUGGGAUAUAAGGUCCGGGAAUCUCGUUGUGGAGAUCAAAGAAAAAGCCGAUUGCUUUUCGGAUAUCACGGUUUCCGAUACCCUUUCGGCCGUUUUCAAGAUUGGGAUGAACUCGGGGGAAGUUUCCUAUAUUGAUUUUAGGAACAUCUCGUCCGAUACUUCGUGGAAUUGUCUUGGCGAUUCAAGAAAAGCGAUGAAUGUGAAGAAAGAAGGGUUUGGUUGCAAGAUUGAAAACCAUGGGAAUCAAGUUUUUUGCAGUAAAGAAGGCGAAUUGGAGCUAUGGUCCGAGGUUUUGAUGGGUUCAUCGACAACGAGUAAAAAUGGGGAAGAAGAGAGAAUCUUUAAGCAGAACGUAUUGGGUCGGUCAAAGGAUAUCGGAGGCAAUAGGAUCACGAAUCUCGGGUUUGGUGGAAACAAAAUGUUCGUUACUAGAAAAGAUCAGCAAUGCGUCGAGGUUUGGCAAAGCUCCGUAAGAAGGUUUUGAUCAUUAGGAGUUCAGUAUGAACUACUGAACUGUAGUUCUGAGUCCUGGUCCAGAUAUUCUUACCCAAACAGUAUGAAUCUCGGACCAGGACUCGGUAUUAGCUAAAACUCAAAUCCCAGUUCAUUUUUUAUGUAAUAACCUGAAACAAAAUGAUUGAUUGUUAGUUUGUGUACAUUAUUGGUUGGUGUAGUGAUACCUUUUUCCAUUUGUAUUGUAAUGUGUAGAAUUAUGUGCUUGAUAUGGAUGUUUUGGUUUGGAUGCUUA